GCAAAAUAACAGAUCGGAAAAAAAAAUCAUUACACCGAGAAAAAAAAAAUGGAAGAUCUAUGGAAGAGAGCGAAAUCGUUUGCAGAAGAAGCAGCGAAGAAAUCACAAACCAUAACACUACAAUCAUCUUCAACAACCUUCGUCAAUCUCGUCUCCGAAACCGCUAAAAAAUCCAAAGAGUUUGCUCUCGAAGCUUCUAAGAAAGCCGAUUCUCUCAAUGUCUCCGAAUUUGUCGCUGAGACGGCGAAGAAAUCUAAGGAAUUCGCCGCCGAGGUUUCGACGAAAGCGGAUCAGCUUAAAGUCGUUGCGUUGAAACAAGCUGAUCAGAUCCAGAAUAUUAAAUCGAUUGCCGACAUUAUACCUGGAGGAUUAGGAUCAGGAUCUAGUGGUGGUGGUUCUGUGAUCUCUGAAUCUGAGCUUGUUAGCUUUGGUAUUACUGAUGAUUUGAGAGAGUUUGUUAAAGGUUUGACAUCUGCUACGUUUCAGGCUUUUCCUGUACAAGAUGAAUCGUCGGAAGUUUCGGAUUUGGAAACUAGUGCGUCGAAUGUUCGGAAGGAUCUUUCUGAGUGGCAGGAGAGACAUGCCACUCUUGUUCUUGGUUCGGUCAAGCAAAUUUCGAAGUUGAGAUAUGAAUUAUGCCCGCGAGUGAUGAAAGAAAGGAGGUUCUGGAGGAUAUACUUUACCUUAGUGAGCACUCAUGUUGCACCAUAUGAGAGAAAGUACAUGGAGGAACUUAGGAACAAAGCAGAGAAUAAAGAUGAAGAAGCUAAGAAGAGUCCAGGGGUUGGAGGGACAGAAUCAGCUGAAAAGAACGUGACAAUGAACAGAACAUCUACUGCAUCAUCUGAGCAAGAUCUCGAUACAUUCCUUCUGGGAGAUCUAGAAGACAGUGACGAAGCUCCUGAUGAUGGUGAUGGUGAUGAUGAUGGAAGCCUGGGUGAUGAUGACUUUGACAAGAUUGGCAACUCUGAUGUUGAAGAAGAGAAAGAAACAAAUGCAGCAAAAAAUUAGAGAUAUAUGAAGUUUUGUUACACCCAAUUGUGGGGAAGUAAAUGGGGAUGGUAGAU
Molecule: messenger RNA, 1067 nt
Organism: Arabidopsis arenosa
Lineage: Eukaryota; Viridiplantae; Streptophyta; Magnoliopsida; Brassicales; Brassicaceae
Source: the annotation of a GenBank genome assembly